This is a messenger RNA of Cricetulus griseus (Chinese hamster), 1959 nucleotides long. NCBI's taxonomy places the organism in Eukaryota, Metazoa, Chordata, Mammalia, Rodentia, Cricetidae. The record is from RefSeq and is a predicted model, not a curated record.
CCCGCGCGUGCGCAGUUAUUCCUACCUCCCGUGGUCUACACGAGGCGAAGAAUCAUGGAGGGGUCAUCGUCUGCCUCUCCCGCGACUUCAGCCGACACAGCGACCGCCAUGCAAGCGACCCCGGCCGCUCUGGAACAUCUGGACCAAGAGCAGAUUAAAAGGGCGGUAGAAGUUCUGUUUGCACACUCCAAGUCAAGGAAAAAAAAUGAGUUGCUUAUGAAUGGGAAUGAGAAUUUAUUUUUAAUGGUGAUAUUAUGGAAAAUUCCAGCGAAAGAACUGCGAGUCCGAGUGCCUUUGCCUUAUAGUAUCCUAUCAGAUUCGUCAGAAGUCUGUUUGUUUACCAAAGAUGACUGUGAAUCACCUGAACAAACAGAAUGUUUCUAUAAAAAACUUUUGAAAAAGCAUGGAGUUAAAAACAUCUCUCGGAUUAUUCCUUUUAAAACUUUAAAAACAGAAUAUAAAGCCUAUGAAGCCAAGCUUCGCCUCUUGGGUAGCUUUGACAUCUUCAUUACAGAUGAAAGAAUUCGAAGGCAUUUGCCCACACACAUAGGAAGGCAUUUCUAUCAGAGGAAGAAAGUUCCAGUAUCUGUGAACCUUCUGGCCAAGAAUCUGUCCAAAGAGAUUGACCGAUGUAUCACAGGGACUGUCUUAAAUAUCUCCAAACAUGGUUCUUGCAGUACUGUGCGUAUUGGUCACACUGGAAUGGAGACUCAGCACAUUGUUGAAAACAUCCUGGCUGUCUCAAAAGUGCUUUCAGAAAAAUUGCCAGAGAAAUGGCCAAGUGUGAAACUCUUGUUCCUGAAAACUGAGAAGUCUGUUUCCCUUCCCAUCUUUUCCUCAUUUGUCACAUGUCAGGAUGAAAACACCUUAUCCUUCCGUAGCAUGAAAAGAAAGGAACUAAAGAAAAAAAUGAAGCAUGAAAAAGAAAAGUUGAAAAAGAAAAGCAAAGUGUUAAGGAAAAUGUCCAAGAAGGAUGACUUAGCAAGUGAAACCAGCAGUACUCCAGGGACGGCCACAAGAUCCCAGGAGGAAAAGCCCAGCAAAGUAAAAGCACAACCUGAAAGAACAGACGAGUGUGAAGAAACAAUUCCACAACUGGUACCAAUAGAAGAAAUACCAAAUAAAGAAAACAUGAAGAUGCAAGAAAAUGGCACAGGGAAAAAACCUCCAAAAAAGAGACCUGAUCCAGAUACCCUUAAGGGCAAGAAAAGGAAGGCCCUGCCAGCUACAGAGAUCCCAGGAGCUUUGGGGCCUGUCACCUCGGGGAAGAAACAAAAAAAAGAUGUUCGGGAAAUCAGAAAGCCAGGAGCCAAGUUCUUUACUCCCAGGAAAGCUUCCAACACACCCAAAGACAAAAAACCCCAAGUGGCCCACUCAAACUAAAAUCAGGUUCCUCUGCCUGAAGGAACUAUCAAGAAUACAUAGGCAGGGUGUGGUUGCACACACUGUGGGACAUAGAUAGGCAGAUUUGUAUGGGUUUGAGUCCAGCCUGGUUGCCUACCUGGUAGUUUAGGCCAGCCAGACUAGUGAGACAGACAAACUUGGCCAAGAUUGGUUGUGCACACCUACAUUCCUAACACUCAAGAAGCCAAGGCCACGGAGUCAUGAGCUUCAGCAAGAAUUUGUCACUAAAGGCCAAACUUCAGUUCUGGUUUGGUGGUGUAACACUUUGCUAGUAUAGGCAAGAUCCUGGCUUCAGUAUCCAGAACUUAAAAAAUACCACAUACCUGCACAUAAAAGGUCCCUACCCUAUUGCAGCCUUUUUCAACAAUGAUUCUUAUGCUUAAUGUUUUUGUAAAGUUUCCAGGAGUGAUUCUGAAUGUUUCUAUUCAUAAAAGUUAGUGGUUUGAGGCAAAAAAAAAAAAGGUAUUUUUUAUUUUUUGGUGUAUUUGCUGAUAAGAGUGCUUCUGUAUGUUUGUGGUUUUUUAAAUUAAAGUAUAACAUCUGCUUCUGGGCAAA